Ilex paraguariensis (yerba mate) is the source of this 357-nucleotide messenger RNA. Lineage: Eukaryota; Viridiplantae; Streptophyta; Magnoliopsida; Aquifoliales; Aquifoliaceae. The record is from the annotation of a GenBank genome assembly.
AUGGCAGUGCAAUGCGGAGCAACCGGUACUUUGGACCCUGCACCAGCUCUUCCCCCAGAAGAAGUGGAUGCUGUGAACGCUCUAUUUCAACGUUUGAAGACUCCUUUUUGGGAACUUGACCGUAACUUCUCCGCCGUUGACUGCGGUGUCAAGCUCAAAAAUGAAAUUAUAUGCAACUGUAGCCUUGAGAACCACACGAUUUGCAGAGUGACAGAAAUUGAUUUGUCAAGUCAUGAUCUAGGGGGUCGCAUACCUGCGGAAAUUGGAAAUCUUACUCAUCUAAGACUAUUGGAUUUGAGUGAAAACAAGCUACGGGGCUCGAUUCCUAAAUCAUUUGGAAACCUGUCACAGCUCUGA